Molecule: messenger RNA, 1812 nt
Organism: Fusarium sp. VM40
Lineage: Eukaryota; Fungi; Ascomycota; Sordariomycetes; Hypocreales; Nectriaceae
Source: the annotation of a GenBank genome assembly
AUGACGGUUCACGAUAGGAGUGUUCUCGUCCUUUAUGGGUCUGAGACGGGUAAUGCCCAGGAUAUGGCUGAGGAGCUGGGGCGAGUUUGUCAGAGGCUGCAUUUCAAGAGUCGUGUGGAGGAACUCGACGCAGUAGAUUUAAACGCCCUUCUUCAACCUAGCUUUGUGAUAUUUGUCAUAUCAACCACUGGCCAGGGGGAUAUGCCUCAUAACUCAUUGCUCUUCUGGAAAAGGCUACUGCGCAAAAGACUACCCCCGGGUUGCUUGGCUUCAGUAAAUUAUACAACUUUUGGUUUAGGUGAUAGCACUUAUGUGAAAUUUAACUGGGCAGCUCGUAAGCUAAACAGGCGCCUUGACCAACUUGGUGCUGCAACGUUUAUUGAUCCCUUUGAAGCCGAUGAGCAAUUUCCAGAUGGCAUCGAUGGCAGUUUUGUGCGCUGGAGUGAACAACUCUACAAUCAUUUACUCGAACACCACCCUCCACCUUCUGGCCUAAAGCCUAUUCCAGACGAUGUCAUUCUUCCUGCAAAAUGGUCUCUAUCAAACGCUUUCGAAAACAAGUCAGAAUGUUGUGGUCAAACGCCGCUCACAGCUCAUAAUCUACCCCCCUCUUUACCACUCCCUAUCCCUGAAGGAUGGACAGCUACCUUGGUCGGAAAUGACAGACUUACGCCAGAGAACCAUUGGCAAGACGUUCGUCUAAUAUCGUUCGAUAUUCCACGCCUUGAUGAUAUCAAAUUGUCCUGUGUACCUGGAGACUGUCUCACCAUCUACCCCAAAAACUUUCCCGAGGACGCACAAAGGCUCAUUACGCUCAUGGGCUGGGAAGAUAUUGCUGACAACCCUAUUGACCUUUCUCUUUGCGAGUCUCUCCCCACGAACCUCUACAUAGACACCAAGUGCACCCUACGAGACCUUCUCUUGAAUAAUAUUGACUUCACUGCCAUUCCCCGGAGGUCAUUCCUCAAGAAUAUGUCAUAUUUCUCAACUAACCCCGACCAUAAGGAGCGUCUGCUUGAGUUCACCAUGACUGAGUAUCUAGACGAAUAUUUUGAUUACGCCACGCGGUCCAGACGAUCGAUUCUCGAAGUUCUUGAAGAAUUCACAUCCGUCAAGCUGCCGGCUGAGCGCCUCUUCGACAUCUUCCCAAUAAUCCGUGGCCGAGACUUUAGUAUCGCCAACGGCGGUCUUCAUCAAAACCAUCCCACAGACGAGGGCAAAACCCGGAUUGAACUCCUUGUCGCUCUCGUGAAAUACCGAACUGUCCUCCGCAAACCUCGCGAAGGUCUCUGCUCUCGUUAUCUCGACAGCAUCCCUCUCAACUCGACUCUCACUGUCACCCGCAAGCCCGUACUCUCGCCUAUUCACGGUUCACAAAACGCCCAGCGGCCUCUCGUCGCCAUCGCCACAGGUACCGGUCUCGCUCCUAUUCGUGCUCUCGUCCACGAACGUCUCACGCACCCCUUCCCGGGUCCUAUGUACCUCUUCUUCGGAAACCGUAACCGCGAGGCAGAUUAUUUCUUCCAGCAAGAGCUCGACGCUGCUGUGCGUGAAGGGCAUCUGAACGUGUUUCUUGCGUUUUCGCGAGAUCAGCGAAAUAAAAUCUACGUGCAGGAUCGGCUGCAUGAGGAGGUGAAAACGAUCGAGAAAGUGAUAUUGGACAAUGGACUAUUUUGUGUCUGUGGUGGCUCGACUAAGAUGGCGGAUGCAGCCAAGAAGGCUGUUUUUGAACCCUUUUCGAAAGACGUCGACGAUAUAGAGGAGCGCAACAAGAUCUUAGCUACUUUGACAUGGUGGCAGGAGAUUUGGUAG